This is a messenger RNA of Colletotrichum navitas, 687 nucleotides long. RefSeq lists its product as uncharacterized. The transcript has 5 exons. The coding region runs from base 1 to 687 and encodes 228 amino acids. NCBI's taxonomy places the organism in Eukaryota, Fungi, Ascomycota, Sordariomycetes, Glomerellales, Glomerellaceae. The record is from RefSeq and is a predicted model, not a curated record.
AUGCGCAAUCUGUGGCUGUUGCAAGCGUCCGACUUCGCCUUAAAUGAGCCGUCCAUGGCUCGCAAACGCUUUCUGCCGUCUCGCUCAAUGUCCGGAGCAUUGACACCAUACGUCGAAGCUGUUGUGUUGGCUUCUAGCCGGCGGUGGGAUAUGGGACGCGGCAGUUUGGGAGAGCAAGCCUCUCUUGGCUUAUGUAAUGUGAUUGAGCCUGCAGACGGCGUUGUACUGCGAGUAGGCCGUUGGGCUGGUGGUGAGCUUCCUCUUACUGUUCUGUAUCUCUUGGUCGGAAAGGGGGAUACCGCCUCGUCCUACCGCUCGGCCUACGCCAAGGAUGGCAGCGGGAACAAGAGGUCGCGGCGAUCAAGCCCACAGAAGCAGACAAUGUUGAUGGUCAUGGAGAACGCCAUCGAAGCAAUGAGCUUUAGGGGUCUUGUUAAUCCUCCACUAUCGCUUCAUACCUUUGCCUCUCUUGUUGAGGACCUAGCUAAGAUUCACUUAGACUACAGCAGGGGUGUCGACUUUUAUAUCUUCUUCAAAAACGACAACCUUCAUCUCGCCCUAGUCGCGUUGCAGUCGCCCUUCAAGCCUAUCAACCAGACCAACUAUCCUGCGCUCUUUGCACGACCUAUUGCCUUCUCCAUUGAGACUAGGAUUUCUGGAGACAGGUGGGCUGAGGCAGUGACCUAG